Messenger RNA from Scutellospora calospora, 724 nucleotides. The record is from the annotation of a GenBank genome assembly. Lineage: Eukaryota; Fungi; Glomeromycota; Glomeromycetes; Diversisporales; Gigasporaceae.
AAAGCUCACUCCGACAAUAUGUGAUGAUAUAAAGUUACUAGCAGAAUGUGGUGUAAAAGUUGGUGUAAUAAUUGAUAUUUUGCAACGUAAAAAUCCAGAACAAUAUAUUCACUCCCGCAAUAUUUAUAAUUAUAUACAAUUUAUUCGUCACCAAAAUUUUGUUAAUAGUGAUGCUGCCUUUGUGUAUCUUGAACUAAUAGAAAAAAAGCAAGAAAAUCCGACUUUUUACAUUGAUGCCAGAUUUGAAGAUCAGUCCCUUCUCUCUGACGAAGCUAAGGACAGUUUUACAUGGCUAUUUAAUAGCUUUUUUAAUGCAACAGGUGGAUUAGCACUAAGCUUGCUUUAUACUGAUACUGAUCCUGCUAUGAUUGCUGCAGCUACACUGUUAAAUGAGUAUGACGAUGCUACAAAUUAUAUGCAAUAUUAUCUUUACCAGUGUUGGGAAACUUGGGCUCUUUGUUUCACACACUGUGCGUUUAAUGCAGGAAUACAAAGCAUGCAGCGUGUUGAAUCGUAUAAUAGAAUUAUUAAGGAAAAUAUUAAUAGGAAUUCAUCGCUAUUAGAGCUUGAAGAUGCAAUUGAAAGAUUAAUUGUAAAAGAAAGUCAGUUUGUUAAAUUUAAUGAAGCUGUUGGUGAGCUGCCUGCAAGCUGGGAUGAAGAUUAUCAUGACCAUUAUUUCAAAAAAUAUCACUUGACUAGCUUAGAUUGUGAACUUAGGCAAUGG